This is a messenger RNA of Aspergillus welwitschiae, 1041 nucleotides long. RefSeq lists its product as uncharacterized. The transcript is spliced from 7 exons. The coding region runs from base 1 to 1041 and encodes 346 amino acids. The record is from RefSeq and is a predicted model, not a curated record. Lineage: Eukaryota; Fungi; Ascomycota; Eurotiomycetes; Eurotiales; Aspergillaceae.
AUGGACGAGCAGCGGCCACUGCCUCCGCUGGAGGAUUAUUAUACCCAGGUGUCAAGAGACGCAUUGCGGACCGACGAAAGACUUGGCGGAGUUGCAACUGCAGCAGAAGGCUUCGCAUCGGUUGCAGCCCCUGUCCGUCAGCAGCCAGAGGACACUAGUGCCACUGAGCCCGUCGAGAAUCACCCAAACUUCGAUCUGAUAGACGGAAAUAGCGCAGGGUGGACCGAGCAUGUGCGGAGUGCGUUCGUCGGAAAAUCAAGCGGAAGUACUUGCGUUCCUCGGUCAGAUCGACAGAGCGUGAACCAUCGUACUAUGAUGUCUACCGAACCACGCACAGAGAAGUCGCCAGUCAGCAGGGGAUACCGAUGGAGCGUGUUCGAUAUGGGCCGCGCUUCAGAUGUCGCCGUCCCAAGAAACAGUGCUGCUGAACGUGGCUCACCCACUACGUGUGCUGCAUACGAUGGGAACAGCACUCUUCCAUACCAAAUUGGCGACAAUGCAGGCUGGGGGCCCCCAUCUGGCGCAAUCGCACUCGCGAACUCAUAUAUGCUCGCAGACAACUCGACUAGGGAUCCUACGGCGGAUCCAUGGUACCUGACGCAGUGGGCUAUGGAACCAUGCUCGUCGGAGGCAUUACCCGCAUCUUUCUGGACCGACGGUUUCUCACAUCCGUCUAUUCCUGCACCGCAGGCGGCAGGGUGGUCCUUUGGAGGCGAGGCCGAACAGCCUCAGGUCUACCAUCCAAGUCCCUCCUUUGAUCCGCCGGAGCCUAUUCCCUCGUCUGAUGCACUCGGGAUACCUUCUAUCCUAGAAACUGCGCCACCGAACUUCCCAAGAUUUCCUCGCUUGCAGCAUGUUGAGGACGGCAGCUUGGCGCUCCCAGCUGAGUCUCCAAUGCUAUUGCCUCCCUGGGAUCCAUUGGCGCCUGUUUCCGCAGCACUGCCUAUGACGAACUUCCACCGCCGCAGCUUGCACCAGGAACCAUCUGCGCCCGUCCAUGUGCGGAAUUUCGACUCGUUCGAUAACGUCGGUGUUCAAUAG